GCGAUCAGGAUGUUCUUCAGCUACGCCCGUGGACGCGGCCUCUUUACUGGUAGCCUGGAAGAGGCGGUCGAAGCAACUCAUGCCCAGCUCCCAGACGCGGACUUCGAGCGCUUGAUGACGGAGUAUCCGUUUGACGCCAAGGCGGAACGGAAAUACCUGAUGCGUCACAUCUUCGAUAGGACGCUGGCAAGCCAACAGAAGUCCCGCCGCCUUCAAAGGCAGGCCGCGCUGAAAGAGGUGACCGGCAUGAAGGAGGUCGAUGUGCCCGCGGAGCUUCGGGAGUGGAACUACGGUGUUCAACGAGACAUCGAUGCAAAGCAAUCAGGCUAUGUGAUGGAUGCCAUUCCGUAUCGGACCAAGGCUAGCCGCACUUUCUCAGCAGCCAAGGCCGCUCGCAAGUCCAAGACCACCACGGAGGUCACGGAUGACAAUGACCUCAACUUCAUGCUCGGUGUCGACGAUGAUCGUUACUGCAGGCUCAGCGGCAAUAAUCCUGAGGGCGAUGACAUGAGAGUCAUCAAGAAGGACGACAUCCCUAUGGAUCACUUGCAGAAACCCCCUCGUUGGGUAGAUCGAGUUGCCAAAUGGAUGAUCGGAGCCGUGCGGGGAUCCAACAUCGACUCGAAAAGCAGGGUCGGCAAAUGGAUUCGCGUAGAGGAGCUGCUGUUUCAGUUGAAGAAGCGCCAUCAGGUCGAAAUCGGGCACCGCAUGCUUCAGUCGCUGGUUGCCCACGACAACAAGGGCCGCUUCAUUCUCUCUGGACAUGUUGGGGAUCCUCGCAAUGAAUGCAUCGAUUGCGGGAUCUGGCCUUUGUGGAUUAGUGCCAGCCACGGACACAGCGCACGGAUCAAGGACCAAGUCGACGCCUCAAGCAUCGCAACCGUGUGGCUCGACCCAAGGAGGCGUACCGUCGACAGAGUUCCAGCUGCCUACAAAGGAUUUCUUGGCUCGGGGAAGUACCAUUGCUACUUCGCAAAAGCCACGUUAUCCGAACUCGGUAACAGGGCUGGGGUACGGGCCAACUUGCACGUCGAACUCGUGUUCGACACGGUGGAAGUUCUGAAGCACGCCUAUCUCUUCGAGGCGGAGUCCGAGGGAAUUUUGUGUCGCGAGAGAGUCCCCGGCGAGUGCAUUCUGUACGUGAGGGACUCAGACAGCAACGCGACACUUUGGACAAGGCCCUCACCAGGCGACGAGGACAUUGAGGUGAUUGUUGAGAUUGCGGGGAUUACAACCAUUGAAGAUGAUGAUGAGCCCACGGAUCUCUUCUCCUUUCCCGAGCCUGCUGAGCCCGAAGAGGAAGCAGCCAUCCUCGCCGAGGUCAUCCAGGAGCCUGAGGAAGAGGCUACAACAAUGGGUGAGGAAGUUCCAGCCCCACUUAGCGGAGGCCAUGGAUAUGAUUAUGUACCACCAGUGUAUGGCGACACCUCAGACGCGCCAAUGCCUGCAAUCCUCGAUGCGACAGCUGCCGAUGUCCUCCCUGAGGAGGCUGCCACGUUGGACGGGGAUGAUGGUGCCGGCGUGGGUGUGGUCGAACCUCCACAGCCAGCUGAGGAGGAGCCUCCGCAACCGUCGAAGGAAGUACCAACAGCCAACACCGCUGAUGCAGACACCAUUAUGGCUAUGAUCGACGAUGAGCCGGAGGAAGCGGCACCAGCCGAGGCACCUGAGGUACCAAAGGCAGAGCAUGUUACCAAGCCUGCUAACAAGAUGCCGACGGAGCCUCCGCACCGUAUCCUGCCGCCUCCAGCCCCCGCAGCGGGUGGCCGUCGACGUGCCUGCCCCCAUUGUGGCGCAUCACAUUUGGUGGGACAAAUGGUUUGUCUGCGAUGCAAAGCUCAGCCUCUAGCCAAGGCCACAGCGCAGAGCCAGCGCAAGCGCAUCAAAACCGACAGAUGGUUCCAGGAGCAAGCAGCCGCAAUCGCUACAGGCAAGGCGCGUUCUCGCCUGUCUGUCGAAGAGGUCCUCGCCAACAUUCGCAAGGAAGUGGGAGGACGCGGCGCUCAAAGCUUGGACUCGGUUGCCAUCGAAAAGGCGAAGCAAAUGCUGAAGCUCGCGAACAAGCAGGGCUGUACCAGCAUUGUGGAGCGAUUCGAUUCCGACGCCGAGUACACCCUGGCAUCCCUCAACAACGGCUACGACCGUGACUUCUUGAGGACGCAAGAUGUGCUUGUCCACGGGAUCUUGCCGAACCUUGGUCGCAAUCAGGCCCAGAGGACCCUUGGCACUGGCGUCCACGGAUCGGGUAGCUGGGACCGACCAGAGUCCCCGGAAAGCGUCGCAAGGUUGCUCUAUCUGCAUGAGUGCAAUCCAGCCGCUCUUAGAGCAGGCCUGCUGGGAACGGAACAGGAUGACCCACUCGCAAUCAUGUGGUUGGGAGUGGCCUACAGCCUCUCAGGGUUCAUCCAAGUCUUCCUGCAGCAUCGCGUCGUGGACAGGCUUCAGUGCUUCACUGAAACGCUCUACCUCGACCCCAGCUUGGACUACACCGCUGCAGAAUGGGACCUAUGGUUGAGACAGAGAUUAAACACUCAACUUCAACCAGCCAUCCGUGCCCAUGAAGAGCGACUUGCUGAUGCUGAACGAUCCCGCGCAGCCCAACGUGCAGCUGAUGAACGCCGUGCGACAAAGGGUGAAAGCAAGUGUGGGAAGAAAGACACAGCGAAGGGGCCUCAUCCCUACUCUCGUGGAGGCUACGGCUACCAUCGCUGA
Molecule: messenger RNA, 2712 nt
Organism: Symbiodinium sp. CCMP2456
Lineage: Eukaryota; Dinophyceae; Suessiales; Symbiodiniaceae
Source: the annotation of a GenBank genome assembly